This is a messenger RNA of Symbiodinium necroappetens, 585 nucleotides long. NCBI's taxonomy places the organism in Eukaryota, Dinophyceae, Suessiales, Symbiodiniaceae. The record is from the annotation of a GenBank genome assembly.
GCCUUGCAGGCAGCAACCACGGCGGUGACGGCGGCGGGUUUGGAGGUGUCGCUGUCACGAGCUCCUAAGCAGGAUCUCUGCCACCAGGUGCUGCCCUGGCUGCUAAUUGGUGGCUGGGCGGCACUUGGCCGCGACUGCGACGAGCUGCGCCGACGAUCGGUGACGCACGUCGUCUCCAUUAUUUCGGCAGACCAGCGGAAACUGCCAGAGUUCGUGCAGGGCCACCUGCACAUCUUUUCCUUCGACAGCGAGGAUGCCGCGCAGAAGCUUGGGGAGCGCUUCCCAGACAUUUGCCGCUUCAUCGAUGGAUGCGGCGAGCGUGGCAAAGUCUACGUCCACUGCGGCGCAGGUAUUUCUCGUGCGCCCACUGCUGCGGCCAGUUACAUCAUGUGGAAGCUUGGCGUUUCUGCUGCUGUUGCCAUCCGACUAAUUCGAGCCGCUCGCCCCUGCAUUCGCCCGAACGUGGGCUUCGUAAGGGAACUGCAGAGAUGGGAGAAGAAGAUGACAGAGCUAGAAGGAUUUGCAUCGUGUGCACGUGCGGCAGGCAGCAGGUUGGCUGUCGCCGGUUUGUGUCAGAAUUCAUGA